This is a messenger RNA of Trichoderma atroviride IMI 206040, 1875 nucleotides long. RefSeq lists its product as uncharacterized. Lineage: Eukaryota; Fungi; Ascomycota; Sordariomycetes; Hypocreales; Hypocreaceae. Gene Ontology annotation, molecular function: ATP binding; ATP-dependent protein folding chaperone. The record is from RefSeq and is a predicted model, not a curated record.
CGCAAGCAUAUCGGUUACUUACAGGGACUUCCCAGAGGAGACAUCUAAUUCUCAUUGAAAGGCUUGAGCAUGAGCGAGGAGAGAAGAAUUGUCGUCUCUAUUGACUUUGGAACCACUUUUUCUGGCGUCGCUUGGGCAGAUACGACUCAGCCGGAUGUUCAGCACGUAUUAUCCGACUGGCCAUCAGUUGGUUCGUCCCAAAAUAGCCCCAAGGUUCCAACUGAGCUGCGAAAAGUAGCAUCCGGCUGGCAGUGGGGGUUCCAGAUCCCGAAAUCGGCGAAGAGAAGUAGAUUGUUCAAGUUAAGACUGGAUGAACCAUCGGAUACGAAAGCUGAAGGGGAAUCUGCCCAGGAGCUAACAAGGAUAUAUCUAUCAUGCCUCUAUUCUCAUUUCAUCAGCGUCUUAGAGAGCAAGUUAUCGCCAAGCGUAGUACAAUCGACGCCGAUGGACGUUGUUGUCACCGUUCCAGCAAUAUGGUCAAAUAAUGCAAAGCAAGAAACAGAAAAGGCGGCAUCGCUGGCUGGCUUUGGCGGAGAGCAAAAAAUUAAGCUUAUAUCAGAACCUGAAGCGGCAGCUCUCUAUACUGUCAAAUAUUUGAGCCCAUCUGUCCUACAGACUGGUCGAAGAUUUGUCGUAUGUGACGCCGGAGGAGGUACGGUAGAUCUCAUUACAUAUGAAGUUGCCAAAGUUCAGCCGCUCCAAAUGAGAGAGGUCACGGAGGGCACUGGAGGAAAAUGCGGGUCCUCAAUGCUCAAUAUGAGAUUUCGACGAUUUUUGAAGCAAAUACACGGAGAUAAAUAUUGGACAGAUGAGCGCCUUGUUGUUGCGUUGAGCGAGUUUGAAGCGUUUAAAAGGGACUUUUCUCCAAAGGGUGAACCACUUACACUGAAAGUCGAUCCCUCUCUCGGCCUCAAACGUGAUCGAUUCACGAUACCGCAAGACGAUAUGGCCACUAAGAUAUGGGAUCCGAUCAUGAAAGACAUAAUUUGUUUAAUAAAGGAGCAAAUAUCCAUGGCAGACGAAAAAGUUGCGGCAGUCGUACUAGUUGGCGGGUUCGGACAGAACGCAUAUCUCAGGACUCGGGUUCGCGAAGUCAUCGUUUCUAGAGUGCGGGUGCUUCAACCAGAAAAUGGUGUUACUGCAGUGGUAAAAGGGGCCGUCAUCUAUGGUCUAGGAAGUUAUCAGCCUGCACUGGCUUUAGUAGGGAUCGCAUCUCGGGUCGCCAGGCGAUCGUACGGUACCUGCCUUUUGACGAAAUACGACCCGACAAAGCAUAACCGUGAUGAAGCCUUCUGGUCGGAGAAGGAAGAAGACUGGGUCGUCGUUGAGAUGUGCUGGUUCAUCCGCAAGGGUCAAUCAUACCCCGAUGAUAAGCCUUCAAAGAUUGAAUACCAAUGCGAUGUACCCGUAUUUAUGGGACAUAAACCACAAGCAGAUAUCGAGAUAUUUAGCAACGACGAUGAUCUUGAGGCACCCAUACACAUCAGCGGCACAACGAAGAGAGUAGCCACGCUAUUCCUUGACCUGCAUAAAAUAACAAAAUCAGCAAAGUCAUCGGCUAAAAAGAAAAAAUUGGGAUGGCAUCGAUAUUAUUGCUUGACAGGCGUGAUUGAGGCAAGCUAUGGAUCAGCCAUGAUAACAUAUACCGUGAAACUUGGAGGGGUGACACACGACGUCAUUAGGAUUCGAUAUGAAUAAAGAGGAGAGUUGAAGGCCUCAAGAAUCUGGGAUUGGAGGCUGUCUGGUUGAAGCAUUUGAUGUGCCGGGUAUCGGAUGUGUUGGAGGGUGUUCUUUCUUGGAGGCGCAAAAGAGCAAAAAUUCAAUGGAAAAGAUAGUAUACCAUAAUUCAAAUGAAUGAUGACAAAUUGAUUUGUA